CAUAUUUUUAAUUGGCUUGCCGGUGGGCUCCUGCGUGACUGCGCGUCCAUGACUGCGCGUCCAUAAGGAAGUAUGGGCUGGAUGAAUGCACUAUAAGGGGCCGGUGACCUUCGAGGAGGUGGCUGUGUAUUUCACCAGGGAAGAGUGGGCUCUGCUGGACCCCGCUCAGAGAGCCCUCUACAGAGACAUCAUGCAGGAAAACUAUGAGAAUGUGACCUCACUGGGAUUUCUAGUUUCCAAACCUGAUGUGAUCUCCCAGCUGGAACAAGGGGAAGAGUCAUGGGUCUCAGACCUUCAGGGCUCAGAGGAAAGAGAGAUCCUGGGAGCUACCUGCACAGGAGGUGAUGCAAUGGCAUGUAAGAAAGAGGAGCAGAAUUCUCAGCAGGAAAAUGUUGAGCAAGUGGAUGAACACAGACCAUUACUGCGAAGAUCGAAAAGGAAUGUGUCCAGGAGUCAUGAACAGGAAAAAUCCUGUGAGAUUCAGCACAGACCAGAAAAAGAGCAGGGAAACCAGCCAGGGGAGAGAGUGGGGGGUAAAUGUAUUUCCUGUCGGGGAACUCGGAAGGACCUCAAGGAAAGCACAACACAGCAGGAAAUCCUCAGGGGAAAGACAAAAAAUACAUGCACUGAUUGUGGGAAAAACUUAGGUGACGACUCAGCCCUUAUAAAGCAUCAGAGAAUCCACACGGGAGAGAGACCCUAUGAAUGCCGUGAGUGUGAGAAAAGCUUCAAUAGCACCUGGUACCUUAUUAGGCAUCUGAGAACCCACACAGGAGAGAGGCCCUAUGAAUGCUGUGAAUGUGGAAAUUGCUUCACUAACGGCUCAGCCCUUUCUGAACAUCAGAGAAUCCACACUGGGGAGAGGCCCUAUGAAUGCCGUGAGUGUGGGAAAAGCUUCAGUUACAAAUCAAACCUUGUUCAUCAUGAGAGAAUCCACACAGGGGAGAGGCCCUAUCAAUGCCGUGAGUGUGGGAAAACCUUCACUAGCAGCUCAGCCCUUUCUAAACAUCAGAGAAUCCACACUGGGGAGAGGCCCUAUAAAUGCCGUGAGUGCGGGAAAACCUUCAGUCACAGCUCGCACCUUAUUCCGCAUCAGAGAAUCCACACAGGGGAGAGGCCCUACGAAUGCCGUGCGUGUGGGAAAACCUUCAAUCACAGCUCGCACCUUAUUACGCAUCAGAGAAUCCACACAGGGGAGAAGCCCUACGAAUGCCAUGAGUGUGGGAAAAACUUCACUACCAGCUCAGCCCUUUCUAAACAUCAGAGAAUCCACACAGAGGAGACGCCCUAAGAAUGCCGUGAGUGUGGGAAAAACUGCAAUUGCAGCUCAUGAGACACCAGAGACUCCACACAGGUGUGAAACCCUAUGAAAGCAGUGAGUGUGGGAAAGCCACCUCUUCACACUGAGCCCAUGUUAGCCAUCAGAGACUCUGCAAGGGAUAUCAAUACCAUAAAAACCCCUAGGGUUAUCAAUACUUUUUCUUUAAUACUUUUCCUGAUUCCCACAUAGUAACUUUUAAAAGCUGUUUGAAGCACCGAUAUCCCUCAGCUUGUCCAGAUGAGUGGCCCAUUUUUGCCUUUUGCAGUUUGACCUCUGUUGACAUGGGACCCAUUUGUCCUUUCUACCUGUUGUCCCAUGAGUAAUUUGAGUGUGCCCUUCCCAUAAGAAACAAGGGAGCAUCACAUUUAUACAUUCUUCCUAUUGCAAAGUUAUUGCAAGAGUCAACAAUGAUACAGAUUGUAUCAUUGCCGUUUGUUCUCAUGUUGUUCUGGGUGGUGCCGAAGAGCAGUUAUAAUGAGAACUUUUCAAAUUAUAUUUAAAUGACGAGGAGCAGAGGCAAGAAAAAAGUAUCAUUUCAGCCUCUGUGAUACUAGAGGGAAAUGUAAAAAGUGACAAAGAGUCCUGUGGCACCUUAUAGGCUAAAAGACGUAUUGGAGCAUAAGCUUUCCUGGGUGAAUCCCCACUUCGUCAGAUGCAUGUAGUGGAAAUUUCCAGAGGCAGGUAUAAAUAUGCAGGCAAGAAUCGGGCUAGAGAUAAUGAGGUUAGUUCAAUCAGGGAGGAUGAGGCCCUCUUCUAGCAGUUGAGGUGUGAACCCCAAGGGAGGAGAAACUGCUUUUGGAGUUGGCGAGCCAGUCACAGUCUUUGUUUAAUCCUGAACUGAUGGUGUCAAAUUUGCAAAUGAACUGAAGCUCAGCAGUUUCCCGUUGAAGUCUGGUCCUGAAGUUUUUCUGCUGCAGGAUGGCUACUUUUAAAUCUGCUAUUGUGUGUCCAGGGAAAUAGAAGUUUUCUCCUACAGGUUUUUAUAUAUUGCCAUUCCUAAUACCUGAUUUGUGUCCAUUUCAAGUGCAGUUCUGUCAACAGGAGAGAACUCUCCAAUUUACUGGACAGGCUAACAAAGAAACAGCAGUGAUUUAAAAUCUCCACUGGGAAAUGGUGAACAACAGCAGAACACCAACUAACUGAAGAAAGUUCAUAUGAUCACAGUGCAGUUCAAUUUUUUAAGUAAAUAUUGUCUCAGAUGGCUAAGUUGGCAGGAGAAGCUCUCCUGCUGAUGUAGUGCUAUCUACACAGGGGGUUAGAGCUGUGUAACUAUGUUGCUCAGCUGUGUUGAUUUUUCACACCCCUGAGCAAUAUAGUUAUACCGAUAAAUGUCUUUAGUGUGGACCAGAUGGUUUUUGCUUGUGUUUUCUGCAUUUACAUUACUUCUCCCCUACCUCUUCCUACUUUGGAAGAUUAAAAAGUGUGAAAAGAGAGGUAUUUUUCCUCAUUAUGCAAACAUUCCCACAUAGGAGAUGCCUUCCACCAACACACAUGGCAGAAGAACCAGAAGUGGUUGGGACUACGUUGGGACAAACCACAACUUGAGCCAAGGUUCAGUUGUUGGCAAUGGGGAUAAAAAGAAAACCAACAUAUAUGACAAGAAUUUGUGAUCCUUGAAUAUGUUGUUGUUACCAAUGAAAAUGAAAUUAUAUGUGACGUUAUUGGUUAAAGGGUAAGAGAACUAAUUGUUUGAUCUGAAUUAUUUUGGAAAACUGAAUGUUUUAUUUUUUCAGCCGUACAGGAAAUGAUGGCUAAUCUUCAAAAGUUAAUUUGAUUUAAUUUAUCCCCUGUAGUGUAAGGAGUUUUGGUAGAAAACCUCACUCCAAAGGUUGGGGUGGGAGAAUAGGUUUUAGAAAGAGUGUAUAAGAGAAUAUUGGGCCAGUGUAGAUUUUAAUUGUUUCUAUUUUAAAUAGAACAUAUUUUGCUUAGCUUCAAAGUCAAUUUCUAUUAAACGGAAAACUACUGGAGGAGACAAGUUGUAUAACCUUUUUCCCCACUUACACUGUAAGGGUCACUGACUUCACCACUUCUCUAAUUGCAAAGGAAAGGCAUGACAUCUGUCAUAGGAUGUGUCCAGCAGGUAGGAGAGCUGCAAUUGUCAACCAUCAACCAGGCUGAAGUCCGUUGCCUUUCAUAUCAAGAAGCCAUCUAAAGGCUGGUCUACACUGAAAAGCUAUGUUGACAUAGCCACAUUUCUCAGGGGUCUGAAAAAUCCACUCUUCUGAGGCCUGGUCUACACUACAAGUUUGUUGGAUUUAGCAGUGUUAAAUCAAAUUAACCCUGCACCCGUUCACACAGCGAAGCCAUUUUUUUCAACAUAAAGGGCUCUUAAAACUGAUUUCUAUACUCCUCCCCAACGAGGGGAUUAUUGCUGAAAUCGACAUCACCAUUUCGAAUUAGGGUUAGUGUGGACGCAAUUCGAAGGUAUUGGCCUCCGAGAGCUAUCCCACAGUGCACCAUUGUGACCGCUCUGGACAGCACUCUGAACUCGGAUGCACUGGUCCAGGUGUACAGGAAAAGUCCCGGGAACUUUUGAAUCUCAUGCCCUAUUUGGCCAGUGGUGCUCAUCAGCACAGGUGACCAUUCAGAGCUCAUCAGCACAGGUAACCAUGCAGUCCCACAAUCACAAAAGAGCUCCAGCAUGGACCCAACAGGAGGUACGGGAUCUGAUCGCUGUAUGGGGAGAGGAAUCCGUGCUAUCAGAACUACAUUCCAAAAGACGAAAUGCCAAAACAUUUCAAAAAAUCUCUGAGGCCAUGAGGGACAGAGGCUACAUCAGGGACGCAACACAGUGCCGCAUGAAACUUAAGUAGCUCAGACAAACCAGAAAACCAAAGAAUCAAACUGACGCUCUGGGACAGAGCCCCGGACAUGCCGCUUCUACGCUGGGCUGCAUGCAAUUCUAGGGGGGGCCGCCACCACUACCCCACCCCGUCCAUGGACUCCAAUGAUGGGGUACUCUCCGCCAUGCCUGAGGAUUUUGUGGACAGGGAAGAUGAGGAGGACAAGCUUGAGGAGAGCACACAGCACACCAUUCUCUCCGACAGCCAGGAUCUUUUUAUCACCCUGACUGAAAUACCGUCCCAACCCAACCAAGCCGGAGAAGGGACCUCUGCAGCUGCAAAUGUUUCAAGCCUCCCUCCUCCGUCCCAAAGGCUAUCUCAGAUAAGGCGGUGAAAAAACUGCACAUGCGCUGAAAUGAUCUCUGAGCUCAUGCAGUCGUACGGCACUGACGGAGCUCAGCAGAAUGUGUGGAGGGACACAAUAGCAGAGUACAGGACCGUGGCGAUGAACGUGAGGAGAGGUGGUGGCAGGAAGAUCAGAGGAGGCAUGAGGCAAGGCUGCAGCUACUGCGGGAUCAAACGGACACGCUCUGGCGUCUGGUGGAGGUUCAGAAACGGCAGCAGGAUCACAGACUGCCACUGCAUCCCCUGUUUAACCACCCUCCCUCCUCCCCAAGUUCCAUAGCCUCCUCACCCAGACCCCCAAGAACGUGAGGGGGGGAGGAGGCUCCAGGCACCCAACCACUCCACCCCAGUGCACAGCCCAAGUAGCAGAAGGCUGGCAUUCAACAAGUUCUGAAAUGACCUUUUCGUUCCCUUCUCCCACACCCCAUCCGGUCUACCUUGUGAGUUAUCUUCCUAUUUUUACAAUCAAUUAAUAAAGAAUACAUAGUUUCAGAGUAA
Molecule: messenger RNA, 5007 nt
Organism: Caretta caretta (loggerhead turtle)
Lineage: Eukaryota; Metazoa; Chordata; Testudines; Cheloniidae
Source: RefSeq, a predicted model, not a curated record